GAUGCAUACGAGUUGUUUAUAAUUACUACUUAAACUAUUUCGUUGCGUGGUUUAAGGUGUUAAGAAAUUGUGUCAAUAAAGGAUUGAAAUUUAACAUAAACUUUCAAUGACAAGUAACUUCAAUAGCAGUUUCAAUUCGCGUUAAUCCUGAUAAAUUAUGAUCUUAAACAUAAACAAAUUUUAAACAUUCCAACCGUUUUGGUUGAAUAGUACUUAAAUACAAGCACACAAGGAAAAUAAUCUUCGUUUUAGUGGAUGUAGAUAAGUAAGAACUAUGAUAUUUCAAAACCUUCUAGCUUUAACGUCAGCACUUGUCGUUACACUCAUUCAGUUAGGAUCUAUGGAUGUGAUGGGUUCAUCUGAAGGAAUUAAGGUCCUUCCGGUUGAUAUGUCACCUUCAAUAGUGUAUGUGGAGAAAGACGGGAAAAAGGGGAUUAUAUACCCUGAAGAUUGGGACGAUAAUGACGCCCAGGUCAUUUGUCAACAGCAGGGUUAUAAAUCAGGACACGCACGCAGGGACCUUGGUUCAGAAUACCCAUACCCAUACGUGAUGUCAUACGUGCAAUGUAAUGGUACAGAACAACACAUCGGAAAUUGCAAAUUUAAUGGAACAUCUUCUCUGUUACCUCGUAACCGUUACCGAUACGAUGGCAAAGCGGCAGGAGUGCAUUGUAAAAAUGAAACCGUUCGUUUGCAACCCAACGUGACAUUUGGCGCUGUUCAAGUAUGGGACAGGGGUAGCUAUCGCCUUGUAUGUGCGGAAGGCUUUGAUGAUCUUGCUGCUCAAGCAGUGUGUCGAUACUUUGGGUUCGCUUACGGGAUAAACAUUUGCUGCUCAGCCUUUGGAAGGAUGGAAUACAACAUUGCUUACAGCAAUAUUAAAUGUACUGGUAUCGAGUCAGAUAUACUCGAAUGCGAUUAUGUUAAAUACUUUCCAAACUGCACCAGUGGACAUUACGCCUCUGUAGCCUGCUCGAAUAAUCCCGAAAAUGAAGAAUUUGAAUUAAAGAUACAUCAAUCUGGAAAAGUAAGCAUUAGACGUUUUGAUAAUACGGGCUUUUUCUGCGCUAAUGGUUUUGAUGAUGCAGAAGCGACAGUAAUUUGCAGGGAGAUGGGAUAUAAAGGUGGAUCAGCGUACUUCCAUUCAAGGCAUACGAAAUAUUCAACAGUCCCACUUCUAGGAGUUCCAUGGUUAGCAAAUAUUGCCUGCGUGGGAACCGAGAAGAAUCUGGGAAAAUGUGGAAAAUUCGAUUGGGGCUCAGUUGGUAACUGCGAUGAAAACAAAAUACCUGCAGUUUACUGUUACAACAGAACGGGUUUUUCUUUUGCUCUUGUACAUGGAACAGACAAAGAUAAUGGGCUCGUUGUGUUCACCGUAGAUGAUAAAGAGGGUGCGAUAUGCCUACGCGAUUCCGUUACAGAAGAACGACAAAAACUUGCAGCAAUAGUAUGCAAACAACUUGGAUAUGGAAACGGCGGCCUACUUUUGAAUGGUACUGAUGCUGAGAAUGAGGUCAUUGCAAGGGAAGUAUUUCCUGGAGAGUCGGAUUUGUUUAUAACCAAGAUUGAGUGUAACGGAAAUGAGAGCAGCCUAGCGGAGUGCACGUUUAGGAUUUUAGAAAGAAAUUUUCCGUUCACUGAGGAUUGGAUACCGUUUACUAUGGAUGGUUGUCAUAACCCUCUUUGUUAUAGAGUACGAGGAAACAACCGAUGGUUGGAUAUUAAUAGAGAACUCUCGUGUUGGGAUGGGAAACGACGUCUCGCUGUGAAAUGCUUCAUUUAAUAACAAAUUCUGUGUUAAUCAAAUUAUCGAUUAUAAUAGAAAAAAAAUCCGUUGAGUAUUUUCAAGUAGUUUUCAUACAUUAAUGUAUGGUUAGCAUUUGACCGUGUUUUAUUAUAAUGUGAUUGGGCACAAGAAAAAGUACUUUAUCAAUUAUGUAAAGUGUUUGUUAUCAACAGGAAUAAUAGUAGAGUUAUAUAUACAGUCCAAACACGCUAUGUCGACGUCGGAUAUAUUGACUUCCCGGUUGUAUCGACUUUUUUCUCCGGUCCCGAGUUUAAUAAAAUAAAUCUGCUUGUGUCGA
This is a messenger RNA of Mya arenaria, 2084 nucleotides long. RefSeq names its product neurotrypsin-like. The record is from RefSeq and is a predicted model, not a curated record. Lineage: Eukaryota; Metazoa; Mollusca; Bivalvia; Myida; Myidae. The transcript is spliced from 7 exons. Bases 275 to 1783 code for a protein of 502 amino acids. Gene Ontology annotation, cellular component: membrane.